AUGUACGCACUGCGUACCUACUGCGUACCUAUUUUGUUAUUAUUUGAUUUGGCAUGCUCCUCAACUACUUUAUGAAAGAAAUCAUUAGCCUCCCGAUAUACGCAACGAAAAUCACUUUUUAGGCAUAAUUUUAGCGUACAUGUGACAGCCUAAUCUGAUUUUUUAUUUUCAGGGCCAGAAAAGGAAGUGGUUUCAAUAUACAAUGAUGACUUCACUACCCCACCAAGCAGACCUCCAUAUUUCAUUGAAGUGUAUCGUUGUGUUAAAGUUGAGCUUGGCGGAUGCUUUAAUGGUCCUAAUGCCUAUCCCGUGCCAAAGAAAGUGGAAGAAAUUGAGAUAUUGGUUCCGGACAUAACAAACAAAGUUCGGGAUCCUAGUAGUAAAAAGAAUUUUUAUAAAUAUGUGGUUUAUAAUCACACCGCUUGUACAUGUGGGAGAUUAGAAUACAGGACCAGAAAAUUGUAUAAAACCAUAACUAAUAACGAAGGUUAGUCAAACUUACCAUAUGUCUUGUCAUUAAAUUUUUUUAGAAAAUAUAGUUCUUUUAUAGUUUCAUAGUUUUAAUUAGGUUGAUGGCAAUAUGAUUAGGGGAACAUUUGAACUCUCCUCUCAACAUGCUACGCUGAUUUUCAAGGUUAGGUAGCUAUAUUGUCACUCGAUGGGCAACAAAAUUGCCAAGCGGAAAACGCGUUUUAGGCAGUUGGGGUUUGUUCUGUCGUGUACUUCCAUGGGUUUUCUCCUGGAUCCCUGCCCCGGUUUCCCCUUAACUUAAAAGUAACCAUUCCACGGCACCUUAGCUGUAGUAAAUGUGAGCAACUCGAGACGCAUAAUCAGUCAGCCUUUGGCUCAGAUUGCGUUUUAUUGUUGCACCUUUCGUAAUUCAGUUCUCAGCUGCAAGAAAACGUGAUUAUAAAACUGUAACUUUAGUUUAUGUGGAUUUGUUUUUUUCAGUUUCAGAAGCAUAUUUCAAUAUAGGAUAUUCGAAAAAUCCAGUCAAUCUGCUACGUGUGUGUGACGUGUGCAACAAUCCUCAACCAAGAUACCAACUCGCGAUCACGCAAUGGCAUAUAUACGUUAUUCCACCACAUAAAUAUCUGGGGUACCAACUGUGUUUGCCUGGCUGCAUAGUGAUAAAGAAUUCCUCAUCUAAAGUGAAAAUUUGGUUGAUGUCCGAUAAAGUGAAACUGGUCACGCUAACGAAUGAUAUUUCGUGCAAGGCUUAUGAUGGUCCCUUUUCGUCGGUACAAUAUGGGGCAUCAAACUUCUCACUUGCAAGGGUCAAGAGGGACCCUUUUUCAAGAAGUAAGAAAUAG
Molecule: messenger RNA, 1313 nt
Organism: Paramuricea clavata
Lineage: Eukaryota; Metazoa; Cnidaria; Anthozoa; Malacalcyonacea; Plexauridae
Source: the annotation of a GenBank genome assembly